AUGUUUAUAUCUGUCUAUCUAUCCAUCUAUCUAUCUAAAUCAGUUUAUAUCUAUCUAUCUAUCUAUCUAUCUCAAUCUGUUCAUAUCUAUCUCAAUCUGUUCAUAUCUGUCUGUCUAUCCAUCUAUCUAUCUCAAUCUGUUGAUAUUUAUCUAUCUAUCUAUAUCAAACUUCUGUUUAUAGCCAUCUAUCUCAAUCUGUUUAUAUCUAUCUAUCUAUCUAUCUAUCUAUCUAUCUAUCUAUCUUUCUUUCUUUCUUUCUUUCUUUCUUUCUCAAUCUAUUCAUAUCUAUCUAUCUAUCUAUAUCAAAUUGUUUAUAUCUAUUAUCCAUCUAUCUCAAUCUGUUCAUAUCUAUCUAUAUAUCUAUUUAUCCAUCUAUCGAUCUAUCUAUCUCAAUCUCCAUCUACUCAAUAUGUUUAUAACUAUCUAUCCAUCUAUGUAAAUCUGCUUAUAUCUAUCUAUCUUUCUUUCUUUCUUUCUUUCUCAAUCUAUCUAUCUAUCUAUCUAUCUAUCUAUCUAUCUAUCUAUCUAUCUAUCUCAGUCGGUUCCCAAGAGAUUGCCAUGUUGAAAGGCACGCUGUUGGCGUCUUUAAACUACGAUUCCAUUUACUCUUCGAUGCGUGUUUACAUCGCCAAUGCCCUGCACAUACUGCAAAUGUUCUACAGCAACACCAACUGGGUGGAGAUGAAAGGAGCCGAAAUCAAUAAAGACGUGGGUAUUGAUGGCAAAGUGUUAAUUGUUGCUGACCGUUACCAAGCAACUUGUAGAAACUGUUCAACGAGUGGCUCUUGCAGUGGGAACAUACUUGUCAAUAACGUCUUGACCAGUGGCUACAAGGAUAAACAAGAUACACGAAAACCCAAAUGGGAUGAACCUAUUUACUGGAAUGGAAAACUAAUCCGAGCUGUCUAUUUUCGAGGUGUCGCGCCGAUUUGUUCUUUCCGUUUAUGUGAAGACUUUUUAAAUAAAUAUUAG
This is a messenger RNA of Acanthosepion pharaonis, 972 nucleotides long. The record is from the annotation of a GenBank genome assembly. NCBI's taxonomy places the organism in Eukaryota, Metazoa, Mollusca, Cephalopoda, Sepiida, Sepiidae.